Messenger RNA from Anthostomella pinea, 1611 nucleotides. Lineage: Eukaryota; Fungi; Ascomycota; Sordariomycetes; Xylariales; Xylariaceae. The record is from the annotation of a GenBank genome assembly.
AUGUCUCCGUCCUGCGCGACAGACGAUUCCUCAGAGCGCGAGGCUCUAUUGGUGGCCACUCAGGUGGCCACCCAGCCCAGCGAAGUCGCCUGGGUAGCCCCUCGACAUUUCGCCUGGAUCGAGAUGGCAAUCAUGUCGAAUGUCUUUCUCUACGGCUUCGACGGUACCAUCACAGCCGCUACAUACGCGACCAUCAGCUCCCAGUUCGAUGCUGCCAAUAGUGCUUCCUGGUUGACCACUUCGUACCUCGUAACGAGCACAGCCUUCCAGCCUCUGUACGGUCGCGUGUCCGACAUAUUCGGUCGUCGCAUCUGUUUCUUCAUCUCCACCAUCACUUUUGCUCUGGGCUGUCUCGGCUGCGGCCUUGCCAAUGAUAUUGUCCUGCUCAACUGUAUGCGGGCCUUGACAGGCUUUGGUGGUGGCGGACUCAUGACCAUGGCAACCAUCGUCAACUCUGAUAUGAUUCCAUUCCAGAAGCGUGGCAUGUACCAGGCUUUUCAAAAUGGGAUGUUUGGCUUUGGUGCGAUAUGCGGUGCCUCAUUUGGAGGGUCCAUUGCUGAUACUAUCGGGUGGCGGUGGUGCUUCUUGCUGCAAGUACCCAUCUCAGCAAUAGCCUUCGUACUUGGCUGGAUGGUGAUCCAGAACCCGCUGAACGAUCACUUCGCCAGCGCAAGCUUCAAGGAGACCUGGCGAAAGGUUGACUUUUCAGGCGCGCUCCUCUUGGUCGUCGCCAUCUCGGUCCAGCUUGUGGGCUUGAGUCUGGGUGGCAACGAGCUGCCGUGGGACAGCCCAUGGGUCAUCUCAUCAUUGCUUGGGAGUGUUGUACUCCUAGGUGCUUUUCUUGUGGUCGAGUCAAAGACGACAGCCAUACCAGUGAUACCACUUCGCAUGUUGAAGGGGCGGCUGCCCAUCUCAACGCAACUGGCAAAUGUCUGUGUCGGCCUUUCUGCUUACGCUUAUUUGUUCAUGCUUCCCUUAUUCUUUCAAGUCGUUCUUCUCGACUCGGCAACGAAAGCUGGUGCUCGCCUCGCCAUUCCCUCCCUAGCAACCCCAAUUGGAGGUCUUAUCUCCGGCAUUGUCAUGUCUCGAUGGGGAAAGCUCACGGCACUUGUGCGGACAGGUGCUAUACUGAUGGCAGUGGGAAAUGCUCUGGUGACGUCGCUUGGUUUCGUGGACGCGAAUUGGAAGUACUUCGUGUAUAUAUUCCCAGCGAAUCUCGGCCAGGGCAUCGUGUACCCUGGCAUUCUCUUCACCUCGCUGGCUACGUUCGAACAUGCAGAUCAUGCAGUAUGUGCUUCUACGGUCUAUCUUAUUCGAUCUCUAGGCACGGUCUGGGGUGUUUCCAUCACCUCGGCGAUCGUCCAGACGACGCUCAGCACCCGGCUACCGGACGCUUUGAGUGAUGUACCAGAUAAAUGGAGAGUAAUAGAUGAAAUCCGGCACUCGGUGGAAGUCUUGAAGGAACUACCGCCUGAUGUCCAACUCAAAGCCAGGAUGGUAUACUAUGAUGGGCUCAGAUACUCGUUCGCCACCGCGACGGGGAUUGCAGUCAUAGGCUUUUGCGCCGCUUUAUGUAUCAAUGCCCGAGGUUUGCGCAAGACCACCGGCUGA